ACAAUCCUUCAGCACAUUGCAAAAAAAGAGCGGCCAGAGGUUAUCCAGCGCAUACUGGUAGACUGUGGAGGCCACAGCAAGUUUGAUGACGGCGAGUGGACAGACGGAUGACAUUUUAGACUCUUGCCAUCAGACCAGAGGGAAACCGAAGAAAAACAGUCUCGGGAUGAACUCACAGAAAAAUCCGAUAAAGCACAUGGAGCAGCGCCAACUGUUUCAAUGGCUUUGGCUAAAGCCAAGGCAGAGACUGACACCUUGAGGGUGAAAUGUCAAUAUCUGCAGGAGAAAAUAGAAGAUUUGACAAAAGAACGAGAUUUCCUUAGACAACAGCUGUCAGAAGUUACUGAACCAUGGCAGGUGGUAAAGCGGUACAAAUCAGUUCUGGAGAUUUUCAAAAGAGGAAGCAACAUGGCAGAUGCAUUCAGAAAGUAUGGUGUGGACCGGAACACAAUUGUGCAGAGUGCAGCUAUUGCUGAACUGGUGAUUGCAGCACCGGAGAAAUAUGAGGAAAUCAAUGACAAAAAUGCAAAGGGAGAGAAAUUAUCAAACAUAGCCCAGAAAUGUCAAGAUGCAAUUAUGGCCGAUGAGAACAUUGCAAACAAAAUACAAACGAUGAAAACUUUCAAAAACAAUUUACCAUUAAAUACUCCUUGA
Sinocyclocheilus anshuiensis is the source of this 654-nucleotide messenger RNA. Its product is annotated as coiled-coil domain-containing protein 106-like. The transcript has 4 exons. Gene Ontology annotation, cellular component: nucleoplasm. Lineage: Eukaryota; Metazoa; Chordata; Actinopteri; Cypriniformes; Cyprinidae. The record is from RefSeq and is a predicted model, not a curated record. The coding region runs from base 220 to 654 and encodes 144 amino acids.